Messenger RNA from Fusarium proliferatum ET1, 444 nucleotides. RefSeq lists its product as uncharacterized. The record is from RefSeq and is a predicted model, not a curated record. The transcript has a single exon. Bases 1 to 444 code for a protein of 147 amino acids. NCBI's taxonomy places the organism in Eukaryota, Fungi, Ascomycota, Sordariomycetes, Hypocreales, Nectriaceae.
AUGCCCUUUCAGUCCAAGGUCAAGACCAAGACCAAGACCAAGGGUGGCCCUUCUAGAACGUCCAACAACAACGAUAACGUGGAACCAUUUGAUGCCACAAAACUCGAGGUUUUCGACGCUCAGCCAAUAUUCUCCGUCGAUGCUCGAGCAUUGAGGGUGUUUCGCACUUUGCUCUUCGACCCUGAGGUAACAUCGACGCCUAGCUCCAUUCCAUGGGGCGACUUCCUCUAUGCAAUGGCCUCUACAGGUUUCCAGAUCGAGAAGCUCUAUGGCUCUGUCUGGCAGUUUUCGCCUACUAUUUUAGGCAUUGAGCGAGAGAUUCACUUCCAUGAGCCCCACCCAAAAGGCAAGAUUCCUUUCGAAGUCGCUCGACGGCACGGACGAAGAUUGACACGGGCUUAUGGCUGGUUCGGGGGCAUGUUUGUACUCAAGGAGAAACAAUAA